GGAAACGCCCGGGGCAGCAAGCAGGCGCGGGUAAUGCACCAUGCCGCUGGAACUGGAGCUGUGUCCCGGGCGCUGGGUGGGUGGAAAGCACCCGUGCUUCAUCAUCGCGGAGAUCGGCCAGAACCACCAAGGAGACAUAGAUGUGGCCAAGCGCAUGAUCCGCACUGCCAAGGAGUGUGGGGCCGACUGCGCUAAGUUUCAGAAGAGCGAGUUGGAGUUCAAGUUUAACCGGAAGGCCCUGGAGAGACCAUAUACUUCGAAGCAUUCAUGGGGGAAGACGUAUGGGGAGCACAAGCGGCAUCUGGAAUUCAGCCACGACCAGUACAAGGAGCUGCAGAGCUAUGCGCAGGAGAUCGGCAUCUUCUUCACUGCCUCUGGCAUGGACGAGAUGGCAGUUGAGUUUCUGCACGAACUGAAUGUUCCCUUUUUCAAAGUUGGAUCUGGGGACACUAACAAUUUUCCCUACCUGGAAAAGACAGCCAAGAAAGGUCGUCCUAUGGUGAUCUCCAGCGGGAUGCAGUCAAUGGACACCAUGAAGCAAGUCUAUCAGAUCGUGAAGCCGCUGAAUCCCAACUUCUGCUUCCUCCAAUGCACCAGCGCGUACCCACUACAGCCCGAGGAUGCCAACCUGCGCGUCAUCUCGGAAUACCAGAAGCUCUUUCCCGACAUUCCCAUCGGGUAUUCCGGGCACGAGACGGGCAUCGCCAUAUCUGUGGCCGCCGUGGCUCUGGGGGCCAAGGUGUUGGAACGUCACAUAACGUUGGACAAGACCUGGAAGGGGAGUGACCACUCAGCCUCGCUGGAGCCUGGGGAGCUGGCAGAGCUGGUGCGGUCUGUGCGCCUGGUGGAGCGGGCCCUGGGCUCCCCAACCAAGCAGCUGCUGCCCUGUGAGAUGGCCUGCAAUGAGAAGGAUCUGACACUGACCGAGCUUCCUUCGUCUACAGCUCGGCAAGUCUGUGGUAGCCAAAGUGAAAAUCCCAGCAGGCACCACCCUGACCCUGGACAUGCUCACUGUGAAGGUGGGGGAGCCCAAAGGCUAUCCUCCUGAAGACAUCUUCAACCUAGCGGGCAAAAAGGUGCUGGUCACUAUCGAAGAAGAUGACACGGUCAUGGAAGAAUCCGUGGAAAGUCACAGCAAGAAAAUCAAGGCUUAAAAUAAAAGUGCCACUGCGGCUUGUCAGCCACCCUGCUGCUGCUGUCCAGUGUGUUGGGUGCAGAGGGGCAGGAAUGUCAGUCUCCAGGCCACCCUGUCGCAGUGGCCACCUGUGUCUAGCCCAUUGGGAAGGAGGAGCCAACGAGGCUGUUGUGCUUCGGAGCGUCCAGCCAGAGAAGGUGGCCCAGAGCACAUGCAGCUCCUUUAGGGUCUCUGUGUGGCUCUGUUGACAUCUUCAGCCUUCAACUUCCCACUCUACAAAGCAACUCCAGGGACCUGAGCUCUCAGCUCCUCAUAGAGCACCGAACGGUGGGCAUUAGACUCUGCCUGAGCCCCUGUGGGCAGAGACAAGCUCUCCCAACUCUGUGAGCGAAGGCAGGGACAGAGCGUUCACCCCCUUUGGCAGUGUCACCGCCAGAGGCCUACGGUUCUUAGCAGCCAGUCCCUUUCUCAGAGGCCUGUCCUCAGACAUCAGGUGCACACUAACCCACGGUACAGUUGGCCAAGCAGAGGCAGCUGUGAGAAGGGGAAUGGGAAGCAGGGAGGAACACGGGUCUGGGGGGUGGGGGGUGGGGUGGAGGGGGUGGAGCUUGUUCAUCUUAACCAUGGGGGAGGUGCAGACAUCAGCCCUGCCGUAAGCACCAGGGUCUUGUCACAUAUGACAGAUUACAAACCCAGACAAAGGUGCUAUUGUUUGACUUGUUUAAGGGCAUGAACUCUUACCGAGGCUCACUGUCACAUUCACUUUGUUCUUUGGAAUCAAUGCUGAGAUUAAUCAUUUUGUUCUUUUUAAGUA
Mus musculus (house mouse) is the source of this 1949-nucleotide messenger RNA. RefSeq names its product N-acetylneuraminic acid synthase (sialic acid synthase) (gene Nans). Gene Ontology annotation, molecular function: N-acylneuraminate-9-phosphate synthase activity. Lineage: Eukaryota; Metazoa; Chordata; Mammalia; Rodentia; Muridae. The coding region runs from base 41 to 1048 and encodes 335 amino acids. Gene Ontology annotation, biological process: CMP-N-acetylneuraminate biosynthetic process; N-acetylneuraminate biosynthetic process; carbohydrate biosynthetic process. The transcript has 6 exons. Gene Ontology annotation, cellular component: nucleoplasm; cytoplasm; cytosol. The record is from RefSeq and is marked validated.